Wyeomyia smithii (pitcher-plant mosquito) is the source of this 3574-nucleotide messenger RNA. RefSeq names its product protein-tyrosine sulfotransferase (gene Tpst). The record is from RefSeq and is a predicted model, not a curated record. Gene Ontology annotation, molecular function: protein-tyrosine sulfotransferase activity. Bases 1389 to 2585 code for a protein of 398 amino acids. The transcript has 7 exons. NCBI's taxonomy places the organism in Eukaryota, Metazoa, Arthropoda, Insecta, Diptera, Culicidae. Gene Ontology annotation, biological process: peptidyl-tyrosine sulfation. Gene Ontology annotation, cellular component: Golgi apparatus.
CAGCGCAGUUCGUGUUUGCGUAUUGUAUAAAGAUGAGGUCGGUUCUUUUUCCGUCUUCUGUCGUCGUCUGUAGCAUAUUGGACUUGCUUGCGGUUGUGGUUCGCGAAUCGCUCCGUUCUGCAAUCUAGUGACCCGUUCCAUACGUGCGCUUGUACAUUAUCUUUUCUCGGUAGUUCGGUUUUUGACUGUCAGAUUUUCCUGCUUUGUGAUAAGUGUUGUAACAAUUGGUUUCUGUUGAAUUAAUUUCGGUGUGAAGAGUGUCGGCAUGUGUAACACCUAGUGCGUACAGGCAAUCCGGAUUCCACCAGUGUGCCAUCGACGACGGGAAAUUCCGAUUGCGAGAGUUCUCAAUGUGAAUAGUUAGCUGCGGAAAAGGCCACGCAGUGCAGUGAGCAGUGCACAUCAUAUUGUUUAAACUCCCAGUGAUUACUAGAUCGUGAAUUCUGCGAGAACUUGGCCACUAUUCUUUUUUGAGUGUAAAGAAUUGUAGGAAGCAAAAACGACUAGCGAGAAAGAAAAGGUCGGAGGCGGCUGGGGCCAAGGUGCUGCUGGCGCUGGGUGGAGCUUUUAUGGCCCUUUGAAUUGGGGCCCCCAUUUAAGUGGCAAGGCAUGCCAAGGAUAAAAAGGCAAUACGGCAUAGAAAUAGGUGGACGGAACGGAAUUUAAGCAUGGGAGAACCGAUGUCUCUCUCAUGUAUACCGCAUUGCAGAAAUUCGUCAUGAAAUAUCGCAAAGGCAAGCGGGCGGCGGCGAUAGCGUCUUGUUCUUUUGUGGAGGCCAUUUGGGGAGCGAUUUGAAAACGGCAUCAAGAAGAAAACAAAAAUCAGUUCAUCAGUUACAACGUUCGGAAGAAGCUUGCGAGCGAUUUUCAGUUCCAGUUAUAUCAACAAGCAGUAACAUCCAGCACGCAUACGUCAGAGGCAAGUGUCGGUAGGUAAGCUGGCCACCAGAUCAUCGGCAUCUUUUGUGCUAAUUACUUUGCCACGAGCCGAUUCGAGUGAACCAUUUUUGUAGACCAUCCGUUGAACGCAUUCAACUCCACGCAGGCCACAGUUUGGCUGGAGCUGCCAAAGCGCGCGAGUGAUCGUCAACAAUUGUACAUACUGGCCGGAUCGACCAAAUGGAGGAGCUCACUUCGAUGAAACGGCAGACCGAUCAUUCGACGACUAGUUUCUACCCGAACAGCAGUACAAAUAUCAGCGGUCAUUAAUAGCCGAUCAUAAAUCAUAUAAACUGAGCGAAUUUAUUGGCCACGACUUGCAGGAAACGUUUCCGUACAAAGUAAGAAACCACUUCUUGGUUUCGGAGAAGAAGGAGGAGGAGGAGGUGAAGCAGAAGAGAAACGGCACGAGAGUGCCGUACCUCGUGCGUGUGCCGGAAAAAGGGGAGAUGCGCCUCCUGAUGCGACAACGGAAGUUUCUGCUCGGGUUGUUUCUGGCCGGCAUUGUUCUGGUGGUGCUUUUCCUCAAAGGUACCGACCUGGGCGGACGAUGCCUGAACGGUGCCUACUACGGACGGUUGUCUUCGGGAGGCGGUGGCAGCGGGGAGAUGGUACGCGCCGAAGACGAGGAAGGACAUAGCAAAAGUUACCACUAUCAUCGCAACAUGCCGCUGAUAUUCAUCGGCGGUGUGCCGCGCUCCGGAACUACCCUCAUGCGGGCCAUGCUGGACGCCCACCCGGAAGUGAGAUGUGGCCAGGAGACACGCGUCAUUCCCCGCAUUCUGCAGCUCCGGUCGCACUGGAUGAAGUCGGAAAAGGAAUCGGUCCGCCUGGUGGAGGCCGGCAUCACCAAGGAGGUGCUCAACGGUGCCAUUGCCCAGUUUUGUCUGGAGAUCAUCGCCAAACACGGCGACCCGGCCCCGCGGUUAUGCAACAAAGAUCCGCUCACGCUCAAGAUGGGCACGUACGUUAUUGAGCUGUUUCCGCAGGCAAAGUUCCUAUUUAUGGCCCGGGACGGGCGAGCGACGGUGCAUUCUAUCAUCUCGCGAAAGGUUACCAUCACCGGUUUCGAUUUGACCAACUACCGCCAGUGUAUGACCAAGUGGAACCAGGCGAUACAGACCAUGCACGAGCAGUGCAAGGAAAUCGGUAAGGAUCGCUGUAUGAUCGUGUACUACGAGCAGCUUGUGCUGCAUCCCGAAGAGUGGAUGCGAAAGAUCCUCCACUAUCUGGACAUUCCCUGGAACAGUUCGGUGCUGCACCACGAGGAGUACAUCAACAAGGAGAAUGGCGUUGCACUGUCCAAGGUGGAACGAUCGUCCGAUCAGGUGAUCAAACCGGUUAACUUGGAAGCACUGUCCAAGUGGGUCGGCCACAUACCGGACGACGUAGUACGCGAUAUGGCCGACAUUGCACCGAUGCUGUCGGUGCUGGGGUACGAUCCGUACGCGAACCCACCCGACUACGGCAAGCCGGAUUCGUACGUGCAGGAGAAUACUUACAAGGUCCGCGCCAAUCCGCAGAUGUGGGAGCACAAGGUAAAGGAGCUACUUAAUCGCGACGAGAUUCCCCCACCGAAGGUGAAUCAAAACAAUAACAUCGAGGACGAGGAUGACUAUGGCAAUAAUCGGGAACGUAAAACGUGAUAUUAGAGAAUUUAACUGGUCGACAGAAGAAACACAAAAAAUGAAAGAAGUUUCGUUUGGUUUUAUAAAUCGCAAUGUUCAACUGAUGUUCCUGUAAGGAACGGAAGGCGUGAUCGUCCAGAUGUAGGCAAAGCAGCAGAAGUAGUAAAGUGCGCCCGUAAGGAAGAAGAGAAGGGCGUUUGUUUUUUUUUAGUGAAUUCGACCGGAGUCGCGUCAUUUUAACCGGCACAACCAUUACACAACGUAUCGUAUAGUAGUAGAAUAGUUAUCGCCCGCCAACGAUGCCAAAAAUAAGCGGUGUGUAGAAGCAGGCAUCAGACUUAAAUCGCAGGCAGAGCAGCGAACCGGAGCCAGUGUGCAAUUUCUGCGAUCACCUAUCAGAAUUAAGAGAGCUUUGAACCAUUUUUACUGUCACAUGAGUGUAUGUUGCAUAGGAAAUAAUCAAAACAGCAAAUAAUUACGCAACGUGAGUGGGUGGUGCAAGUCAGCGCAGGGUGGGAUUAGUUGUUGCAUUAAUCUAAUAACUAUGCUAGGAUAGGAAACCAAUCGAUUGGACUUUCGGAAGCGGAAGUUCACCACCGUUGCAACGAUCGCUGCACUUUCGAACUGAAUGAGAAUCGACCUGGGCAAAGAGGUCAUUAUUUUAAAGUUUUACACGAACAAACGCACCCUCUUACACACACACCCACAAAAACACAAACACACGCACAGGCAAACACAAAGAAAUACAGAAACAAGCUAGCAAAUAUCAAUCGGAAGAUACAAAACUGACUGUAAAUAGUAUGUAUGUACCUAUUAAAACAAACAAAGAAAACUUACCAUCUACCAACCUGUGGGGGGUGUUUAGGAUUAGGAUCGAGGCGAAGGAAGAGAGAGCCGUCUCGAAAGCGACGAAGUCUUUAGUGUAAAAACAAAAGGAACCGAACCUAUUAAACGGGGCACGUUUUCGCUUCUUCAAUGUUGAAACAAACAAAAAACAGGCAAAUUAA